This is a messenger RNA of Closterium sp. Naga37s-1, 606 nucleotides long. The record is from the annotation of a GenBank genome assembly. NCBI's taxonomy places the organism in Eukaryota, Viridiplantae, Streptophyta, Zygnematophyceae, Desmidiales, Closteriaceae.
AUGAGCGCAGCGGGAGGGCCGCUCGCUAAGGAGAUGGCUGUGCGGAAACGAAUCCACGCCAUAUACAACAAGCUGCAGGACGAUUUUCCCUCUCUGCGCGAUUACAAUGACUACCUGGAGCACGUGGAGGAUAUAGUGUUCCGGCUGGUGGAAGGAAUUGAUGUGGCGGCAGCAGAGGCGGAAGUGAGGGCGUAUGAGGCGAACAACCGAGACAGCAUUGCUGCUGCCAGGGCCAAGCGGGCAGAGCGGCGAGCAGCCGAGUUGAGAGCAGCAGCACUGCCGCCCAAACCGGGGGAAUCGUCAGUGUACCAACUGAUAGAGCAGCAGGAGAGGGAUCAGCUCGAAAUGACAACUGAUUUCGCCACAGCAGCAGCAGCAGGAGCAGGGGACAUGGCAGCAGGAGGGGCAUUCCCCCCUCGACCAAUGGGAAUGCUCCAGCCCAUGCCUGUGCACCAUACCGAUGGCAGCCUAGGCUCGGCACCGAGCCUGACUCCGGAGCAGCAACAGGCUCGGAUCUUGAAGGGGCAGAAGGCUGGCGGAUGGACGGUGGAGAUUUCGCACAGGAGAGCCGUGGAGGAGGCGUGGGGCACUCUGUGGGUCAUGUGA